This is a messenger RNA of Limulus polyphemus (Atlantic horseshoe crab), 4856 nucleotides long. RefSeq names its product protein lin-54 homolog. The coding region runs from base 66 to 2894 and encodes 942 amino acids. The record is from RefSeq and is a predicted model, not a curated record. The transcript has 13 exons. Lineage: Eukaryota; Metazoa; Arthropoda; Merostomata; Xiphosura; Limulidae. Gene Ontology annotation, biological process: regulation of DNA-templated transcription. Gene Ontology annotation, cellular component: nucleus.
GAAAAGGUGCUGAGAGGAAUUAUGGGAUGGUAAUGGAGGGCGCGUGAUUUUGAAGACAUACAAGUAUGCCUAAUCAGAUACCUGAUCCUACUGUUGAACAAAGCGGUGAUGUUAAUGACAUAUAUGAAGUAACAAGUCCACAAACCUCCCAAGAAAAAGCUAUUACAAGUACUAGAGAGAAAGAACAGAAAGGUGUUAGUUUAAUAACUCGUGAUCUGAUACAGAUAAAAGAAGAAUUGGAUGACUUCUCCCAUCAGUUGGGUAAUAAUUUAGAAGAUUCUAAACUUCCAGGCUUAACAAUUCUGGCUCCAUUGACAGAUCAUUUACCUAACAAAUCUGUUCCUACUGGGAACAAAACAUCCUUUGAAUUGGGAAUUGUCCAGGAUUGCAAAGUGUCAUUUCCAUUGAUGAAGGACACCAAUCAGGUCAGUGCUGAUAAAGAACUUGUUGCACCAUUUACUAUGGUGACACUUGCAACAGAGAUGAAUAACUCAACAGAUAAUGUAAAUACUAAUGUGCACUUUUCAGGAGAAACAUUACCAGUGACAGUUGUCAGUGCUGCUGGAAAUUCUGCAGUGAAUGUGAAUACAUCCAAACAGCAGGUGGUUAUUCUUCAGAAACCACAACCACCUAACCAUAGUUCUCUUUCAGUCUCACUUCCUACAGUAGUGGCCUCCUUCCAACCCGUUGGACAGCUAAGUAAGCCAGCCACUCUUGUGUGUUCUCAGCCCUCUACUGUAUGUACUUCAACAGUUUAUGUGCCUUUGACUGUAGGGAAAAAUUCUGAGAAGAUUGUUGUUCCUCAUUCCACAGUCACAAUUCCCCAGCAGACUCCACUUGUAGCUCAGACUGCACCCAAACGACCUUGUCUCAUGCCUAGUGGUCAGUCGGUUACAAAAAUCAUGCUUUCCAAAAAUUCAUUGGUGAGUAAUCAGUCUGGGAAUCCAGUUGCUGUUGCAGUCACUAAUGUGGCUACUGGGUCAAUAACCAGUCAACAACACACGAUCUUACUGGCCAGUCCAGGUAAAUCUUACUCUGUCACUAAACCUAUUACAUCCACUGGGCCUUCAGUCAUGCGUGGUGUUACUGGUAACUCCAACAAACAGGGGUUUUAUUUGCUGUCCCCUGUGAAGUCCCCAGGAACAAAAGUUACCAUGAUUCCUGUCUCUCUUCCCAAAUCACCCCAAAAAAUUGCUCCAGCUCCAGCAUGUGGGACAACAUCAAAUUUCCCAAGAGUUGCCAUAGCAACUGCCAUUGCUGGAGGAUCUACACCAACAGUAACUACUACAUGUACAGUAGCCAAGCAGACAACAAUGCCAGCGACAACAACUAAGGUUCUCUGGAAGACUGUUGUUCCAGCAACUGUGAAAUCAUCAACUUCUGCAGCAGGGUCAGUUCCUCAGACAAUAAAAUUAGUUGCUGCAAGUGGUUUACCUCAGGUUUUGAUGAAACCAGGUAAUUUACCUGCCUCUAACCUGUCAGGACCUGGAGCUUCACCUGUUGUAUGUCCAAUCCAGGUGCCCGGGAGUAAGUUCCCUUAUGUACGACUUGUAACAGCUUCUACUCAACAGACCUCAGUUUCCACGGUUGUAACACCUAGAACUGCCACAGUUGGACCUGUUAGUGGUAUCAGAAGCAUGGCUCACAGUGCUCAAGUAGGCACAUCUACUGUUCAAACUGUUGGAAUGUCAUCGAACCAGUUACGCUUUGCUGUUCCAAUUGUUCCGGCCAUCUCAGGACAUAGUCAGGUCAAGAUCUUAAGUAUUGCUUCUAAACCAUCAAGUAGUGCUCAGAGAGUCUUAUUUCCUGCAACAACUGUUACUACUACAUCCCAAGUUCAUCAUCCUGCUUCUAACAGUACACUUGGCAUUAGUCAACUCACUCCUGGAACCAGUGCACUUCUUUCUGGAAGUAACAACAUGACAGGCCUAGUUGUUUUACCUGCACAGUAUCUCACUCAGGUACAACAGGGUCAACAAGUGUCAUCAGGUGCUCUUUUAUCCACCAACUUUCUGUUGUCAUCUGGCCAAGGACAAAAUAUUCUACCAGUACCUGUAUCAGCUAAUACUGAGACUCCUAACAGCCACCAACAAGCUUAUAUUCCUAUAGCUGCUGCUACUGCACCUCCACAGGGCCUAGAGUCUGUAACACAUCAGUCAAAUCCUAUUCCUGCUCCUUCAAGACAUCAAGUUAAUGGGGUGGCUCUAGAUUGUAAAGAAAGAAGACCAUGCAACUGCAACAAAUCCCAAUGUUUAAAACUCUACUGUGACUGUUUUGCCAAUGGAAAGUUUUGUAAUAGCUGUAAUUGUGCAAACUGUUACAAUAACCUUGAUCAUGAGGAAGAAAGACAAAAAGCUAUCAGGUCAUGUUUGGAAAGAAAUCCAAUGGCUUUUCAUCCAAAAAUAGGAAAGUCCAAAGAAGGAGACCAGGAACGAAGACAUACAAAAGGUUGUAACUGUAAGCGAUCUGGGUGUCUAAAGAACUACUGUGAAUGUUAUGAAGCUAAAAUACUAUGCACCAACCUGUGUAAAUGUGUGGGAUGCAAGAAUUUUGAAGACAGUUCAGAACGAAAAACAUUGAUGCACUUGGCUGAUGCUGCAGAAUUCCGUGUUCAGCAGCAAGCAGUGGCCAAAACCAAAAUCUCCUCUCAGUUACAAGAUUUACCAAUAAGGCCACCUAUAUCAGCCUCAGGAGAAAGAUUACCCUUCUCCUUUGUGAAACAAGAAGUCAUAGAAGCAACGUGCCACUGUUUGCUAGCUCAAGCUUCUGAUGGAGAGGAAUCACAGUUAACAUAUGUGGAACUUGAAAAACUAGUUGUAAAAGAGUUUGGGCGAUGCUUGAUGCAGAUAAUAGAGACUGCAAACCAAACAAAAGAUCUUAUCCCAGAAACCUGAUUCACUGUGAAGUUAAGUGUAAUAAGUCCAGUUACAUCCUGCAGAGGAAAAUCAAGUGCAAAUUUUAGCUAGUCAGGAACAUUUCUACGUAAUAUGUGUGUGUGUAUUUCAGUAUGGUGGUUAAACAGAAGUGUAUUAUGUAAUGACCACAGCUUUACACAAUACUUGUAGGCUAUGUGGUAGACCUCCUGUGACCUAUAGAUGAGAAUAAUACAUCCAGUAGUAUAGAGUAAAUGUGAAUGCUGACAGCAUUCUCAGUCAAUUUGAAUUUGGAGUGAAAUAUUUGUAAAAUAUUAAGGUAUAUGCUAUUCAUUUAAGUGUGUUGUUGUUUGUACAGUGGCUAGAGUUUCAAGUUUUAAAACUAUUGUGUCUAUACAACAUUAAUGUACAUAUAUUGUGGUUUGGGUUUUCCAAAGUGAUGGAAAUCAGAUACAUAUAAAACCGAUAAGUGCCAUGGUAUUGUUUUAAAACCCACAGUUGUUUAUCAUGUACUUGUUUCCUCUCUCACAGAAGCCUUUAUUUUGUAUUGUUUUAUGUAUGUACUCAACUUCUUAUGGUGUUUAGAAAGGAAAGAAAACUGAUCUAAAAAAAGGUCUUGUGGUUCACUUGUUGCUUAAUAUUUAUAGUUUAAAUCUUGCUAUUACUACUAUGAUGUUUAUAUUGCAAAAUCUAGUAAUUGUAGUUUUAUGUGUUGCCUUUAUUUUGUGAGUAACUAUUUCUUAGCACAUAUUCUAAGCAGGUUAAAAAAAAGAAUUAUUGAAGCUCGGUUGCUUCAGAUCAGUAUUGUGUGUUUGGCUUAAAGGUUUGGUCUAAUUUUUUAUCAAAUAAUAAAAUGAGUGUGAUAUAAAGUUUUAGUAUAUACUGAUUGAGAUAGGUUCCUUAGUAUAAUCUGUCAUUAUUGUAAAACACUUAAUAAUAUAUUUAAUGCUUUUAAAAUUUACUAAUGUUUACUUUUUUAGUUUUUUAUAUAAAAACACAUGGGUUGAGCUUUUUUCUCUCUUAAGUGCAUUAUUAUUUGUUGCCAGCAUGAUUUGUAGAUUUUUUAUAUUUUAUGUUGAAUAAUAAUUAGAAUUUUGAAAGGAGGAAAAAAAAAAGUGUAGAGUAUUAUAAGAUUAUUGGUAUGUAUUUAUCUGCAUGGCAUUUUUGAAACCUGAAAUCCAUUUUUUUUUAUUUGCAUUGUGUAGUAACAUAGACACAUCCUUUUUACCUAAACAUCUUGAAAGAACAUUUGACACUUUGGAAAUCAUUUGUAGAGGAGUUUAUUCAAUGACAGUUUUUGAUAAUUCCAGAAGUAUUCUGCUUGUGAGAUGUAGUGUAGACAAGUUAGUACCAAUCCUGUUGAUCCAUGUGGGAUUUGAUUGAAUCUCACAUGUGUGGCCAAAAGCCAUGGUUUGGCAACCGUUUUUUUUGCUUAUAUGUAGUGUGAAAUGUGAAAAACUUGAUAAAGUUCAAUCUACUUCAGCAAUGAUUUCUUCCCAGCCUGAAAAAUGUUUUUUUCAAGCUGUUUAAACUCUCCUUUUGUAUGGGUCUGAAUUGUAUAAAGUGGAUGGUGUCUGAAAUACAAUUUAUUUUUUAUAUGGUUUAAGGACCUUUAAUUACAAAGUUUAUGCCUACCAUUGUAAGAAAAAAUGUAAUAUUAGUUGUUGUUUUUUUCAUAUUCUUUUGGCAUCAAGUUUAUGUAAAACAAAGAGUGAUAUAAUUUUUUGUUUUGGUUAAUUCUUUGUGACUGUUGAAUAUUUAGCAGCUUUUAAAACAGUAUCGGUCAUAAUUUAAGGUCUCCAUGGUUUGUGUUCAGUGAAGUUCUAAAUGUAGAUUUUUGUUUUUACAAAAUAUUAAGCCACAUUCACCAUGAUCAAAAUUAUUAAUUUUGUUAAUCAUUUAUAUGAUACUGUACCCAGUGUGUUGUAGGUACAUCGAAUAUGCUGUAAGAUAUAAUAAAAAAAAUACAAUGAGGUUUUAAAA